This is a messenger RNA of Juglans microcarpa x Juglans regia, 2586 nucleotides long. RefSeq names its product protein CHROMATIN REMODELING 19. Gene Ontology annotation, molecular function: DNA binding; chromatin binding; ATP binding. The record is from RefSeq and is a predicted model, not a curated record. The transcript has 12 exons. Lineage: Eukaryota; Viridiplantae; Streptophyta; Magnoliopsida; Fagales; Juglandaceae. Gene Ontology annotation, cellular component: nucleus. Bases 165 to 2351 code for a protein of 728 amino acids.
UGCUCGACUGUACAAUAUUUUUUCCCGUGUUUCCGAUUUCUCCGGACAAGCGAUGGCAUUCGUUUCUCUUUCCCUUCCAAAGUAGAUGCUCUUCCCUCGCAUUGACUGACUAUCUUCACGGCGGCACUCUUCUUAAACGCACUGUUUAAGAAGAAGAUGGUGAAAUGAAGCGCGUCUUCGAGGAAAUCUCCGACGACGAGUGGGACAACCACUCCUUCAAACCCUCUCGCGUCCUCGGAAACCACCAAAAACCUCCUCCUCCUAUCGAAGCCUUUGCUUACGGCUCCUCUAACCCCCAACACUCCGACCGGAGCUGCAGCGACGACUGCGUCGAUAUCACGGAUGUUUUGGAGAAAAAAUGUUUUGAUUUGGAGGACGAGGAUGCGGAGGUAGAGGGCACGAGACCCACGACCAACCGUGGUCGUCGGUUCGUUGUCGAUGAUGAGGAGAGCAAUGAGGAUUUCAAUGAAUUCUAUGAGGUAAAGUCGAGCCCCGACGUAAAGGAGGACGACGAAAAUGUUGAUGUGGUCGGGAAGGCUUUGCACAAGUGUGCAAAGAUAUCGACGGAGUUGAAGAGAGAGCUGUACGGCUCCUCGCUGACCACGUGCAGCCGUUACGCGGAAGUAGAGGCUUCUUCUGUGAGGAUUGUGACUCAGGAUGAUAUUGAUGCGGCAUGUAGGUCUGAGGAUUCGGAUUUUCAACCUGUUCUCAAACCAUACCAGCUGGUUGGUGUCAACUUUCUUCUCUUGUUAUAUCAGAAGGGUAUUGGUGGAGCCAUAUUGGCAGAUGAGAUGGGCCUUGGGAAGACUAUACAGGCUAUUACAUAUUUGACCUUGCUGAAACACUUGAACAAUGAUCCUGGUCCACAUUUAAUUGUAUGUCCUGCUUCUGUUUUGGAAAACUGGGAGAGGGAACUUAAAAAGUGGUGUCCAUCAUUUUCAGUUAUCCAAUAUCAUGGGGCUGCACGAUCAGCGUAUUCGAAAGAGUUGAGCUCUUUAGCUAAAGCAGGAUUGCCACCUCCUUUCAAUGUUAUUCUCGUAUGUUAUUCACUUUUUGAAAGACACAGUGCAAAGCAGAAAGAUGACCGUAAAUUUCUGAAACGUUGGCAAUGGAGCUGUGUGCUGAUGGAUGAAGCCCAUGCCUUGAAGGAUAAAAAUAGCUAUAGGUGGAAAAACCUUAUGUCUGUCGCACGAAAUGCAAACCAGCGGCUAAUGCUGACAGGAACACCACUCCAGAAUGAUCUACAUGAGCUGUGGUCGUUGUUGGAGUUUAUGAUGCCUGAUCUUUUUGCUACUGAGGAUGUUGACCUGAAAAAGCUUUUAAAUGCGGAUGAUAUGGAUUUGAUUGGUCGUAUGAAGUCUAUUUUAGGACCAUUUAUUUUGAGACGGUUGAAAUCUGAUGUAAUGCAGCAACUUGUUCCAAAGAUUCAAAGGGUUGAGUAUGUUGGAAUGGAAAAGCAACAGGAAGAUGCAUAUAUGGAAGCUAUUGAGGAGUAUCGUGCAACUUCACGAGCUCACAUUGCUAAAAGCUCGAAUAAUCUUUUUGGAGUUCUUCCUCGGCGUCAAAUAUCUAACUAUUUUGUUCAGUUUCGUAAGAUUGCAAAUCAUCCUUUAUUGGUUAGACAUAUUUACAGUGAUGAGGAUGUUGUUCGUUUUGCUAAGAAGUUACAUCCAAUGGGUGCUUUUGGCUUUGAAUGUAACUUGGACCGAGUAAUUGAUGAAUUAAAGGGUUAUAAUGACUUCUCCAUUCACCAGCUUCUACUUCAUUACGGUGUCACUGCUACAAAGGGAAUUCUUUCUGACAAACAGGUUAUGCUUUCAGCAAAAUGCCGGGCAUUGGCUGAACUUCUUCCUUCACUAAAGCAAGGUGGGCAUCGUGUUCUGAUUUUUAGCCAGUGGACAUCAAUGCUUGAUAUCUUGGAAUGGACUUUGGAUGUGAUUGGGGUUACAUAUAAACGACUCGAUGGAAGUACUCAGGUGUCAGAGCGACAGACAAUAGUUGAUAUGUUUAACAAUGAUACUUCUAUAUUUGCAUGCUUGCUGUCCACGAGAGCCGGAGGUCAGGGUUUGAACUUGACUGGAGCUGAUACCGUUGUCAUUCACGACAUGGAUUUCAACCCACAGAUUGACCGACAGGCCGAAGACCGCUGUCAUCGCAUUGGCCAAACAAAGCCUGUUACAAUAUACAGGCUGGUUACCAAAGGUACUGUUGAUGAGAAUGUUUACGAGAUUGCAAAACGCAAGUUAGUCUUGGAUGCUGCAGUCCUCGAGUCUGGCAUGGAGAUGGAUAAUGAAGGUGAAACAUCUGAAAGGACUAUGGGAGAGAUAUUAUCCUCACUUUUGCUGGGUUAGAACAUUGCUCGUCUUUGAGAUAGACUGCAGCCAGAAAAUCCUGUUUUAAUUGAUUUGCAUAUGCUUAACAUGUGAGGUCUAAUGUACUAUUGAUCAGCUGGUUCGAGAAAAAAACCCAUACAAAGAUUUAUAGUCCAUAUGCUUUAGGGAUGUAACUUAAGUCCAAAUGGUUAAUCUAGCGGUUUAAGCCGAAAUACACGACAUUCUAGGUAGCAUGGUAGACAUUUUAUUUUUA